UGUCCCUUCUCAAGGUUUCCGAAGUUCUCCGAGUUUACAAACAAAACUCCUGAAAACAUCUCUGAAAUGGAGCGUGUCGGAAAACAAGGCGAUUUCAUUUUGGUGUCACGCCUGAAAACAGGGCAUGCAAAAGUGAAGGCCAGAAUUCAAGACUCCAUGUAUCAAGGUCUGGAUGCAGUUGAGGUGGAAAUACAGAUUUUAGAGCACAUCUUGCUGAGCCCUGCGCAUAACAUCUACCUGAUGGUUGGAACAUCAAUCCGAUACCAAGUCCUGAAGGGCUUGACAACCGAGCUUUCAAUGCCAUGUGAUGAAUAUGAACUGCACCUUGAGAACAGCGUGGUCAACACAAAUGGGAAUCCAGAUGUUGCUGUCGCACGUCUGGAUCAAAGAACCUCCACAGUGACAGCCAUUCAACUGGGACACAUCAAUGUUGUGCUCUACCAGAAAAGUCUUCGGAUGCAAGAUGUGUUUCAUCUUACCGACAGCACUUUGUUUGUGGUGCAACCGGCCUCCUUAGGCUUUAAAAUUCAUCCUGGAAGCAAUUGGGUUCUGGAAAUGGGUCGAGACUAUGAUAUCCUGAUUGAAGUACUCGAUAAAUCUGGCAACAAGCUCUACUUGUCUGAUAUAAGUAAAGCUCAGUCAAAGAGCACCCGUCGAUGA
Messenger RNA from Hippocampus zosterae (dwarf seahorse), 660 nucleotides. RefSeq names its product nuclear pore membrane glycoprotein 210-like. Gene Ontology annotation, cellular component: nuclear pore. NCBI's taxonomy places the organism in Eukaryota, Metazoa, Chordata, Actinopteri, Syngnathiformes, Syngnathidae. The annotation marks the transcript as partial. The record is from RefSeq and is a predicted model, not a curated record. The transcript is spliced from 5 exons.